UUCACUUUAGUAUCCAACUGAAAAGAUGAAAUUCUUCAUUAUUUUGCUCAUACUGGCUUACAAAGAGGUGAGCAGUCAAAGCGGAGAUACUGAAGGAAAUUGCCAAAGAGUUGUCAAUAUAUUCCCUGCCAAACUCAAAGAACUGAGAACAUCCUUUCAGAAAGUCAAGAAUUAUUUUCAAAUGAAGGAUAAUGCAUUGGAAGUUAUAUUACUGCAAGAUAAUCUGUUAAAUGACUUCAAGAGCUCACUGGGGUGUCAAUCAGUGAUAGAAAUGAUUAAAUUCUACUUGGAGGAUGUUUUACCGCGAGCCAGUAGCAAGGACAAAUCAGUGAAGUCAAGUGUCAGUAUCAUGAACGACAAGCUGCUAGACUUGAAGCAGACACUGAGGCGCUGUCACCACUUUUUGCCAUGUGACAGAAAAAGCAAAGCCAUCAAACAGAUUAAAGAAACAUAUAGUAAGAUGAAGGAACAUGGUAUCUACAAAGCAAUGGGAGAGUUUGAUAUUUUCAUUGACUACAUUGAGGAAUAUCUGUCGAACAAAAAGAAAUAGAAGAUCAUAAGUACUCUAAUUUCAUUC
This is a messenger RNA of Pelobates fuscus (common spadefoot toad), 577 nucleotides long. RefSeq names its product interleukin 10 (gene IL10). The coding region runs from base 26 to 550 and encodes 174 amino acids. Gene Ontology annotation, cellular component: extracellular region. The record is from RefSeq and is a predicted model, not a curated record. Gene Ontology annotation, biological process: immune response. NCBI's taxonomy places the organism in Eukaryota, Metazoa, Chordata, Amphibia, Anura, Pelobatidae. The transcript is spliced from 5 exons. Gene Ontology annotation, molecular function: cytokine activity.